UCCGGCGACGGCGGAGGCUGUACCACAGACCCACGAGGCGCCCCCACUCCGCGCUGCUGACGCGCCGCCCCCAUCCCGGCUCACACCCCCGCCCCAGUCCUCUUGGUGCAGGGCAGCGGCGGCCGAGACAGGGAGCUCUGGAGAGCAGGUGGGCACCUCUGCUCUGCAGGACCAGGAGUCACCAAGAUGCCCAUUUUGGAAAAAGACCCCCACAAAGUAGCUGCAAAAACUCCCAGCAGUGAGGAGCAGCCUGGGCUGCCCAAGCUGCCAGUGCCCCCCCUGCAGCAAACGCUGGCCACCUACCUGCGGUCCAUGCGGCACCUGGUGCCUGAUGAGCAGUUCCAGAGGAGCCAGGCCAUUGUGCGGCAGUUUGGGGCCCCUGGUGGCCUCGGUGAGACCCUACAGCAGAAACUCUUGGAGCGGCAGGAGAAGACAGCCAACUGGGUGUCCGAGUACUGGCUGAAUGACAUGUACCUCAACAACCGCCUGGCCCUGCCGGUCAACUCCAGCCCAGCAGUGAUCUUUGCUUGGCAGCCCUUCCAGGACACCAGCGACCAGCUCAGGUUUGCAGCUAGCCUCAUCUCGGGCGUGCUGAGCUACAAGGCCCUGCUGGACAGCCACUCCAUCCCCACAGACUGUGGCACAGGCCAGCUGUCGGGCCAGCCCCUCUGUACAAAGCAAUACUAUGGGCUCUUCUCCUCCUACCGGCUCCCUGGCCAUACCCAGGACACACUGGUGGCCCAGAAGAGCAGCGUCAUGCCCGAGCCUGAGCAUGUCAUUGUGGCCUGCUGCAACCAGUUCUUUGUCUUGGAUGUGGUCAUCAACUUCCACCGCCUCAGUGAGGGAGAUCUGUUCACCCAGUUGAGAAAGAUCGUCAAGAUGGCUUCCAAUGAGGAUGAGCACUUGCCUCCCAUCGGCCUGCUCACAUCAGAUGGGAGGAGCGAGUGGGCAGAGGCUAGGACGGCCCUCGUGAAAGACUCCACCAACCGCGACUCACUGGACAUGAUCGAGCGCUGCAUCUGCCUGGUGUGCUUGGAUGCCCCCAGUGGUGGGGACCUCAGUGACACGCACAGGGCGCUCCAGCUCCUCCACGGAGGGGGCUGCAGCCAGAACGGGGCCAACCGCUGGUACGACAAGUCCCUGCAGUUCGUGGUGGGCCGAGAUGGCACGUGUGGCGUGGUGUGCGAACACUCCCCGUUCGACGGCAUCGUCCUUGUGCAGUGCACAGAGCACCUGCUCAAGCAUAUGACAAAGAGCAGCAAGAAGGUGGUCCUCUCAGAUUCUGUCAGUGAGCUCCCUGCACCCAGGAGGCUGAGGUGGAAAUGCUCCCCAGAAAUCCAGGGCCACCUGGCCUCCUCGGCAGAAAAGCUCCAAAGAAUAGUGAAGAACCUGGACUUCACCGUGUACAGGUUUGCUGGCUAUGGGAAGACGUUCAUCAAGAAGCAGAAGUGCAGCCCCGAUGCCUUCAUCCAGGUGGCCCUGCAGCUGGCAUUCUACAGGCACCACCGGAGACUGGUGCCCACCUAUGAGAGUGCAUCCAUCCGGCGGUUCCAGGAGGGGCGAGUGGACAACAUCCGAUCAGCCACUCCAGAGGCACUGGCCUUUGUGAGAGCCAUGACUGACCAUGAGGCUGCCAUGCCCGCUUCUGAGAAGGGACAGCUCCUGAGGGACGCAAUCCGUGCCCAGACUGAGUACACAGUAAUGGCCAUAACAGGGAUGGCCAUCGACAACCACCUGCUGGGGCUGCGGGAGCUGGCCCGGGACCUGUGCAUGGAGCCACCUGAGAUGUUCACAGAUGAGACGUACCUGACCAGCAACCGAUUUGUCCUCUCCACCAGCCAGGUGCCCACUACCAUGGAGAUGUUCUGCUGCUAUGGUCCUGUGGUCCCCAAUGGCUAUGGAGCCUGCUACAACCCGAAGCCCGAGACCAUACUCUUCUGCAUCUCCAGCUUCCACAGCUGCAAGGAAACCUCGUCGGAGGGAUUUGCGGAAGCCGUGGGGGCAAGCCUCGCUGACCUGAGAGCCCUGUGUAGCCCACUGCAGCCUGCUGACUCUAGGCCUCUGGCGACAGAAGAGAAAGCCAGGGGGCCCAGCCAGGACCACCAGCCUUGACUUCUGCUCCAAGUCCAGCCUUCUACAGCUGCUAGACCCCGCCUCAUGCUUGUUCUCAGCCCUCUUUCUGCCUCUUUCAGCCCAUUGCUGCUUGCUUCAGUGUCCCAUUCCCCAGGCCCAAACCACAGGUUAUAUGCAAGUAAUUUCCAAGCCAGAGUGCUGGGGGGAAAAGGGUGCCUCAUGAGGUGUGGAGUGGCCUAUGCAGCCGGAAUGAGGCCAUCCUGGCUCCCAGGUGGUGAGGUCCCUAGCAAACACCUCCCUCUGUGGCUCCUCAGAGCUUAAUUCUCAUGUUCCCUCCCCUGAGGGACCCAGCAUGUCUGGAGAUGUUUCUGCCCAGCAAAACAAUGAGUCACUCUAUUAUGUGACAUGCGCACAAAUGAAUCAUGGAGGCAGAAGCUAACUCGGGGUCAUUACCCCCUUUCCUUUCUGAGAGGAGUUGGGGGGGAGGCUUUGUUUUCAGAUUCAUAGCAUCCGAUGGUGGCAUUCAGAGUCUCCACUGAGCCAUACAGUCCUGCAGACAUCUGCUCCCUACACACACAGCCCAAGUUCCUUGCGACAUGGUGACCUGUGCCCCAGGCAUGCUUCUCCCUCAGAAGGGCAGCUUCUGUUGAGUUCAGGAAAUCUCGCACAGAUUUUAGGAAAGAAAAGCAUGUGUGCAUCAGUCUUGGAGUCCUUGGGGCUCUCUGCUUUUCAGGUGGCAUCAGGGACAGGAGGAACAGUCAACCAAUGGUCUGGAGCAGGCAGAGUCCUGCCCCUGAAUCUUUUCCAUGUCCUCUGCCCACCUCCCAGAACACUGACCCUGAAGUAUGACCUCUGCCCAUGGGCAGAGACCAGGCAGGGGCUUGUGGAGUUUUCUCUUUAUGUUUAUAUAUUUUUGUUUGUUUCCCAGAGGGAGGUUUUAAAGAAAACCACUCUGACAGUGAUUUCAGAAAGUGGUCUCAGGGGCCACUACCUGUGGCUGAUGUGAUAUCCAGAAAAGGCUGACCAAAACCCACACACAGGGCUCUCUGCUGGCCUUAGAGACAGAGACCCCCACCUUGCCAGGGCAGGAAAGAGCAGAAGGUUAUCCUGGAUCAUCCUGCCAGACCCCCUGCCCCCCGACAGAGUUGGUGGGGGUGGAAGAGAGGUACCCAUAUUGGGGCACAUUCUUUUUCAUUAAAAUUUUUUUUAUGCUUUGCUCCCCUUCCUUUUUUUUCACUAUUGUGGAUUAAACCUAGGGCCUUCACACUGAGCUAUAUGCCCAUCCCCCACUUUUAUUUUUUGAGAAAGGUUUUUGCUGAGUUACCAAGGCUAGGUUCAAACCUGCAAUCUUACUGUCUCACCUUCCCAGAGUGCUGGGAUUACAGGCGUGAACCACCAUGCCCAGCAAGGUUUUAUUUUAAUUUAUAGAUAAUAUUUAUGGGGUACAAUGUGAUAUUUCAGUGUAUGUACACAUUGACAAAAUCAGGGUUAUUAGCAGAACCAGCAUCUCACACAUUUAUCACAUCUUUGUGGUGAGAACAUUUAAAUCCCCUCUCUAGCUGUGUUGAAAUACACAGUACAUCAUCACCAUCUGUGGUCACCUGCUGUGUGACAGACCCCAGAGCCCACUCCUCCUGUCCAACUGAUGCUGGACCUGCUGGCCAACCUCUCUCCUCCUCCCUCACCUUUCCCAGGCUCAAAUCACUGCUAUUCUUCCCUCAACUUCUCGAGGAUCAGCUUUAUAUGAGAGGUCUAAAUGGGCACGGGAUGUGGGGUGGGAAAGCAGCCUGAAAACUGGGAGUGCAGAAAAUGGAGGGCAGCCAAAGCCUGCUCCUCACUACACUACUCUGCUCCCUUGGGGGGUUCUGGAGAACUUUCCCAUCCUGCUGACCCUGUGGCAUUCUGAAUGCCCCACUCUAGCCCACAGGGCCUGCAAGUGUCCCUUCUCUGGGACCGGCUUGGUAGGCACUGACAUCUGCUGAGCUUCUGAGGCCACGGAAAGCCUGAAGCUGAGACCCGGGCCCAGGUCUAGUGGAGGGUGAAGUGGGCCAUCUGGGCACUGUCUUCUCAUGUACAGAGUUAAAUCAUUGGUUUGGGGGUCCCUGGUCCUCCCCUCUGACAUCCACCCUCCAGCCCAAAGGUCCCCUGCUGAAAGUUGACCCAAAGUCUGGGCAGCCUGAGUCCUCCCCGGUUCCCCUCCAUGCCUUUCCCAGCUGGCAGAGAGCUCCAGCAGUGGGGUGAAUGGGCCUCACCCAGCUAGCAGGUGACUCAAAAGUCCAGAGACACAGUUCCCUGCAUUGUCACAUGAGAACAACCCACGAGGGCUGGAACUGUGUGUGCAAAGGAUUUGCCUGGCAGGGGCACGGUGGUGCCCAACCUGGGAUACCACCCCCAGCAGACACUGUUCUGGUGUUUUGUUUAAAACUCUGCCCUGAUACACCAGGCCAAGUGCAUACCUGCCAUCCUCAAGCACAGGGAACUGGAAGUCACUGUCAUCCAGACAUCAAACUGUGCACCAUGAGGCCACCCAUUAUGGAGGCAGAGGGAGCACCUCCUCACUCUGAGGAAGGGCUGGAAGCUGGUCUUCCCCCUCUGACAAUGGUGAGUGCACGACAUCUUUACAAAAGGCAACACUGAGCCAUGGCCAAGCAUCUCUAUGGGGACCCAGAGAAAGGAGGCUGUGUCCCAAAAAAGAUGGGAAAUGAGAGAGUCCUUUGGAAGAGCAAUGCCUAAUAAAUGUGACCACCUUACAUUUCUGUUGAGUUGCCAAAAUAUACAAAGUUAAGAUUUGAGUUCUAUUUUUAUAAGAUAGUUCUAGAUUAAUGGCAAUAUGUACAUGUGUAUUUAUAGCCUUUCCAUUUUAAUUUAUAGUUUUGUGCUUUAAAGAAAUAUAUGUAUGAUGAAAGAACUGUAUAUCGAAAGUGCUCUAUUCAAAUUAUUUAAA
Heterocephalus glaber (naked mole-rat) is the source of this 5017-nucleotide messenger RNA. RefSeq names its product choline O-acetyltransferase (gene Chat). Gene Ontology annotation, cellular component: cytoplasm; neuron projection. Gene Ontology annotation, molecular function: choline O-acetyltransferase activity. Lineage: Eukaryota; Metazoa; Chordata; Mammalia; Rodentia; Bathyergidae. The record is from RefSeq and is a predicted model, not a curated record. Gene Ontology annotation, biological process: acetylcholine biosynthetic process; neuromuscular synaptic transmission.